AUCCGUCUACCUGCGUUCAAAUUCAACCAUACCCAGCACUUUUUCGACUUUAUGCUGUUCUUCUAAGGACUUUAUUGUAUUCUUAAGGACAGCAAUGUUUUUCGACAAGGACUGUCAAGGCAAAACUCCUAUACUCUAAUAGAAGAAAACAGCGUAUUACAUAUACAAUUGGCAAGCGAAGAGCAUCGUUUCCUGCGCCAAGAAGAGGCAAGACAUGGUCAAUCCUGCAAACCGUUGGUGAGGGGAAUCUCGCCGUGUAGGCCCGUCCUGCAGCGUCUUUCACUGCCCCCGCGGGGAAGGGAGAAUGCUCGUCACGUGCCACACUUGCGCCUGGAGCCGCUGACGAAAGGAACUGACCGCUGGAAGCCAUGUCCCACCACCACCACCACCACCACCCGAGGGGUCAGCAGAGCCGCGCCAUGAGCGCCGAGGAGCGCUGCGCCACGCCGGUCCACAAGACCUCCACGCCCACGCACAAGAGCGCCUCCUCCUCGUCCUCCUCGCAGAGGGACAGCCGGCAGGAAGCCGAUAGCUGGGAAAUUAUAGAAGGACUGAAAAUAGGGCAGACAAGCGUCCAGCGCCCCGACAAGCACGAAGGCUUCAUGCUGAAGAAGAGAAAAUGGCCGCUGAAAGGCUGGCACAAGCGCUUUUUCGUUCUGGACAAUGGCAUGCUGAAGUACUCCAAGUCCCCCAUCGAUAUCCAGAAAGGCAAACUGCACGGCAGUAUUGACGUGGGGCUGUCAGUGAUGUCCAUUAAGAAGAGGGCCCGCCGCAUCGACCUGGACACGGAGGAGCACAUCUACCAUCUGAAGGUGAAGUCUCAGGAUGUGUUUGACGCCUGGGUGUGCAAGCUGCGCCACCACCGGCUCUACCGGCAGAACGAGAUUGUGCGCUCCCCGCGUGACGCCAGCAUCCGCACCUUCCCUCCCCCCGCCGCCACCCUCGAGUCCCCCCAGGCUGCCCCGGCCCCCGUGCACGAGGUCAAGCAGCCCAAGCCCAGCACCCUGCCCUGGCAGCCAUCUGUGACCAGCACCAGUCUGCCGGUCUCCUACAGCAACGGCCAGAGCAAGGUGGCCGCCUGGCUACAGGAGUCCGAGGAGAUGGACAAGUGUGCAGAGGAGCUCGCACGCUGCCAGUCCAGCCUGAUUGAGCUCAGCAGGCUGCUGCAGAGUCUGGAGAUCCUGCAGAGGACCCAGUCUGCCCCCAACUUCACCGACAUGCAGACCAAUUGUGUAGAUUUAUCAAAGAAAGACAAGCGAGUGAGCAGAAGAUGGAGAACAAAAAGUGUCAGCAAAGAUGCAAAAAUGCAACUGCAGGUGCAUUCAUUAUCCCAAUCCAGAAGGGCCAAAGUCCCUAUCAGCGCCAGCAUGUCCCCAGUGCGGCUGCACUCGUCCAACCCCAACCUGUGCGCUGAGCUGGGGGACUUCCAGAACCCCGCCGCCCGGCUCACCGAGAGCAUGGAGGGGGCCGGGGACUACAUCAAGCUGCAGGAGGACUUCUGCCUCAUCGCCCAGAAAGUGCACUCCCUCCUGAAGUCGGCCUUCAACACGGUGGCCAUUGAGAAGGAGAAGAUCAAGCAGGCGCUGUCGGAGCAGGAGCAGGUGGGCCCGUCCACUCAGAUCGUCACCCUCAGGCACUCUCUAUCACAGGCCCUGUCCCAAAACGCUGAGCUUCGGACCCGUCUGAACCGAAUCCAUUCCGAGUCGGUGCUCUCUGAUCAAGUGGUCAGUGUCAACAUCAUCCCCAGCCCUGAUGAGGCCGAGCAGAUCGUCAUGGGAAUCCCGCUCACGUCUCAAGCCUCCAAUGAGAGCCGGCUGUCCAUGUCUGAGUCGGUGUCGGAGUUCUUCGACGCCCAGGAAGUGCUGCUGUCAGCGAGCUCUUCGGAAAAUGAGGCAUCAGACGAUGAGUCAUACGUCAGCGAUGUGAGCGAUAACAUUUCCGAGGACAACGCCAGCGUCAAUGACAACGUCUCCCGACAAAUUGCCAACGGCGACCUGGCCGGCGGUGCCUUCCGGAACGGACGCCGCUCGUGCCUGCCCGCGCCCUCCCCGGACACCAGCAACAUCAACCUGUGGAACAUCCUGCGCAACAACAUCGGCAAAGACCUGUCCAAGGUGUCCAUGCCCGUGGAGCUCAACGAGCCGCUCAACACGCUGCAGCACAUGUGCGAGGAGCUGGAGUACACCGAGCUGCUGGACAAGGCCGCCGACACCGAGGACCCCUACGAGCGCAUGGUCCUCGUAGCGGCGUUUGCAAUCUCAGGAUAUUCGUCCACGUACUACAGAGCGGGAAGCAAGCCAUUCAACCCUUUACUUGGAGAGACGUACGAAUGUAUCCGGGAGGACAAGGGCUUUUGCUUUUUCUCGGAGCAGGUGAGCCACCAUCCUCCAGUCUCAGCUUGUCACUGUGAAUCCAAAAAGUUCACCUUCUGGCAAGAUGUCAGAUGGAAAAAUAAGUUUUGGGGGAAAUCGAUGGAGAUCCUUCCCAUUGGGACCGUUAACGUCAUGCUUCCAAGCUACGGAGACCACUACGAGUGGAACAAAGUCACCACCUGUGUGCACAACAUCCUGAGCGGGAGGCGGUGGAUCGAGCACUACGGCGAGAUCACCAUCCGCAACACCAAGAGCAGCGCCUGCAUCUGCAAGCUCACUUUCGUCAAGGGGAACUACUGGAGCUCCAACGUGAACGAGGUGCAGGGCUUCGUGAUGGACCAGGAGGGGAAGGUGGUGCACCGGCUGUUUGGGAAGUGGCACGAGGGGCUCUACUGCGGCGUGCCACCCUCUGCCAAGUGCAUCUGGAGGCCAGGCUCCAUGCCCAUGGACUACGAGCUGUAUUACGGCUUCACCCGCUUUGCCAUCGAGCUGAACGAGCUGUGCCCCGUGAUGAAGGACAUGCUGCCGCCCACCGACGCCCGCUUCAGGCCCGAUCAGAGGUUCCUGGAGGAGGGCAACGUGGAGAUGGCGGCCGCCGAGAAGCAGCGCAUCGAGGACCUCCAGAGGACCCGCAGGAAGUGGAACGACGAGAACAACGCCAAGUACCAGCCGCGCUUCUUCAAAAAAGUUGUGGAUCCCAACCAGAGAGAGAGAUGGGUGUCCAACAACACCUAUUGGGAGCUGCGCAAAGACCCCGGCUUCGGCAAGAUGGAGAACCCUCCACUGUGGUAGCACUUGGAUGGACGCCGUCCUGCGCUCAACAUAUCAUCAUCGCCGACAAAAAGAAGCUUUACCUAUGCACAAUGAUGUUGAGAGCUACGAUCGCUAUGUCAAGGCUACAUGCAUAAAAACGUUGUGUCGGACUGCGGAACUGAGCGAUAACUAACCACCGCCACCAGCCGAAGGCCUGCAGCAUCCAGUCCCGUUCGAUGCAGUCUCAGACUGUGCCCUCCCCACUAACUCGCAGAAAACAGGUUGGUCAGGGCAGUCCGUCUAAAGCCACCGUGUAGACCCCCCCCCUUGAGACCAUGUCAGGCUUUUGAGUAUUUCCUUGCCUUAAAAGAAAAACACACAAAAACAUGACUAAAACAAAGUUGGCUUACCGCCACUACUGUCACACACUUUAAGCUUUUUGUGACUGCUCGGUUGAUUUGUUACAGCGCUAUAUGGGUUAGGCCAGUGUUUGAGCUUAGGUCUCAGUGAACUAUACCUACAAUAUAUCAUGCAUGUUUAGAAGGCAGCUUUUUCAUUGGCAUAUGCUGAAAUGACUUGUCACCUCAUUUGUAGAUUUAAAAAGUAGUGGUAUUUUUGUAAAAAACAAGAAAAAAAAGAUGAAGAAAAGUGAACACAUUAAAAUGAUGAAUAGGCAUAGAUGUGUGAGCCUCACCCACAGGCCACAGAGCCUUGUCCAUGAACCUCUUGUCCAUGACCCUCUAUCAUAGCUGUACUCUCUCUUGGAGCAAACGCGGUUCUGGUUUGAUUGUUGAGAAUGUUCUGUGGAGUAGACAAGUGGACACUAGUCAUGUGUGCACAUGCACCCAACUUUUUGUUUGUCCCAGAGACGCACCCAAAGAGUCAGAAUACGAUUUUAUUGUAAAUUAUAUCGAGAGCUGAUCUCAACGACCAUGCGCAGCUCUGUAGUAGGUAUGUAGCUCUGCCAGCAGACUUCAGAUCUCGAAGUCCCCAUCUUGCCUCUGUAAACUCAGAGCAUUUGGACCUCCACACAAGAUCCUCAGAGUUUACACUUCUUAUUUCUGUUUUUACACUAUACAAUUUGACAUAUGGUAUAUCCACCAAGAAAUUCAUACCACUGCCCCCCCUGCUGGCUGUCAGUAGGUACUACAUAAAGAUACAGAAGGCAGUCAGAGAUGAGGGAUUUUCACCACAUUCUGUUCUCCAGGCACACAGAGGUCAGAGGGUCGGCAGAUAACUGUGUUGUGAGGGAAUCAUGCAGAUAAAUAGAAUUUAUGAUUUUCCUAAGCCAAAGAAGAAAGAAUGCUCAAACAGAGAUGUGAAUGUUAAAUGAAGAAGUGAUAUAUACCAGGAGAGUUUAUGGCCAUGAUACAAGGCUUUACCAAAACUACCAGUGUACAGGACAUUUGAUUUAAAGACCUUUCCAUCACCACUGCCUUGUGUUUUUUAGAUACACAUUCCAUGCUUUAUUUCUGCCUCCUGUUCUGAGUUACUGAUCACGCACAACAGCUUUGGAAACUAUUAUUGUUUUUAACAUGCUUUAGUUUACUACGGAAUCAUUAUUUUCUGAUUCUUAAAUACAUGAACAAAUGCUCAAAUUGAUCAUUUAACAAAGGCAAGACAUCAACCAUACAUCUAAGCAAGUGAUGUAGUUUUUUUUUUAAUUGUUAUAGACUUGUGUAAAUUAUAUUAAGGACCAUAAUCUUCUUGUGUUCUGUAGAACGUUUUGUCCUUAGGUUACAGGAAAAUACAUCAUGGAUAUUAGACAACAAGUAGCCUGAUGUGUUAAGUACUCUAUUUCGUACAAUAUCUUCACUCAACGCAGUGUGUCGUUCACUGUGUUAAGACAUGUUUCACUGCGUCAGCUCCACUUGCUGUGCCUUAACACAUUUUCUGAACACAGUUUGACCACAGAAUCUUAUGAUCUAAUAACAAGGACAGUGUUUCCUCAGCUAACACUACCGCUUCUACAUAGCUUACCUGCUCUCUCCUAAAGCAGUGUCUGUAAUAAUGGGAUGAACAAAGCUGGACUUGUGCUCUCAACACCCCAAACGGCUGAUUCUACUAAGUCACGUAAAUCUUCCCUGCGGUGCAACCACUCAUUGGCUUAGAGUCAUUUUUUGUGAAAAUUGAAAAGGGAAUUCCAGUCAUCCUGUCCAGUGUGCUUAUGUGUGUGUGCCACACGUGUGCUUGAUCAAGGUGAAGUACAGAGAAACUUGUUACUGUGUGUAAUAGCUGACAGACAAUGCAGUGUACAUCAGCUGCUGAUUCCAGUUCUUGAUGAGGUCAUUCAUUGUAGAGAUGCGUAGUGAACAGCAGUUCUCAGUGCUGUGCUCACUGUGUAGAAGCAUCAGGGUGUAUUGCCAUAUUGUGGCAAUGGUUGUGACCAAGGAUGGUAAUGACGUGGUAAUAUGCAUAUUUAUUGGGAGUUGAUUGUUGCUUGAACUGCUGUAGACUUCAUAUGAUGAUCAAAUGUUGCCCAGUUCAGAAUUUUAUAUUUUAAGACAUUUUGGCAUUACAUAGUUUGCUGUAUCUGAAGUCAGAUCAAUUCCUGUUGCUGAUCUUGGUUAACUAGAGCUAAGCUAAGGGAUUUGGUGUCUGAUUAGUCACAUUGUACUGUUUCUUAUAUCUGCAUGUAUAAGACAUAGCCUGCCAAUGAAUGUUGCAAAUGCCUUACAAAAUAUUUUGUUUGUUUGAUUUUCUUGUUUUUUUCAAUUGGGAGUUUUUUCACUUUGGAUUUUCCACCCAAGCAGACAUGCACGAUUGCGUGCUGUGAUGGGCUGUCAUCUUUGUUACAUCAAUCCAUAUAAUGAUGGGUUCCCUCUGAAGAAGUGCAAUUGUAUAAGAACAUAUCUUUCCAUGAACACCGUACACUGCUGCUACAUAGUGCUUGUUCUAAUAUAAAAAAAAACAACUAUAGAAAAAAAUCAUGCCUCCUGUUGUUGUAUUAGUGUGGGGGACAUCAAGCUAAAUAAGUGUGGACUGCACAGGCACUCCAAGUAAACAAUUUCAAACAUUUCAAAACCUACAGCUGACAAGAUACUUCCAGAUAGACAUGUGUUUGGCUCAUUCCUAUGGUGUCAGAAAUCUGAGUACUUGAUGAAGGAUCAAGCGUCUUCUGUUGACAUUUACAAACAUGUAUCAGCACAGUACAUAACCGGAUGUAUUUCAGGAAAAAAUAAAUAAAAUCAUGUAUCUUCAA
This is a messenger RNA of Sardina pilchardus (European sardine), 6327 nucleotides long. It is a transcript of the gene osbpl6, whose product is annotated as oxysterol binding protein-like 6. NCBI's taxonomy places the organism in Eukaryota, Metazoa, Chordata, Actinopteri, Clupeiformes, Clupeidae. Gene Ontology annotation, molecular function: cholesterol binding. The record is from RefSeq and is a predicted model, not a curated record. Gene Ontology annotation, cellular component: cytosol; membrane; intracellular membrane-bounded organelle. The transcript is spliced from 24 exons. Bases 369 to 3164 code for a protein of 931 amino acids.